AUGCGACAUAUUGGAGGCAAGUGUAUUCACGUUUUAGGGGGCGCUUUCACAAAACCAAAAGUGGGACAAUUCCUUGUGAUAUACGACGGAUGUGUAAAAGACAGGCUGGAGUUCCAGCUCUGGCCGAGUGGAAUACUGCUGCUUACUAGAUAUGGCAUGUGCGUGAAGCCUACUGGCCCGGUGACUGAUGGAGUGCGGGUUGGUAAAAAGUUUGAGAUAUAUUUCUUGAUACAACGUGUUAACGCUGAACGAGAACAAACAGACAUGAUGGAUUAUAAAUAUGGCGUAUUUAAUCUCUACUAACUUUAUUAUCAGUGGAUACAUUACCUACCUACCUACCUACCUACCUACCUACCUACCUACCUACCUACCUACUUACCUACCUACCUACCUACCUACCUACCUACCUACCUACCUACCUACCUACCUACCUACCUACCUACCUACCUACCUACCUACCUACCUACCUAGCUACCUACCUACCUACGUACCUACCUACCUACCUACGUACCUACCUACCUACGUACCUACCUACAUACCUACCUACCUACCUACCUACCUACCUACCUACCUACCUACCUACCUACCUACCUACCUACCUACCUACCUACCUACCUACCUACCUACCUACUCACCCACCAACAUAUUUAUCUGCCUCUUUUUUUAAGGUGGGUGUUUUCAGCAGUUGUAAUGCGACAGACACGUGGAGUUGGACUACCCGAGGAUCACUGCAAUACAAAAAAAAAAUGUGUCUUAAGCCUGAAACUGGAGGGAGGAACCCAUACAAUAAUGCAGAGCUCGUGCUUGACUCAGUCUGUGACGAGCCAGAAAACUUAUUCGAGUUUAUGCUCGGUAGGUAUCCCUCAGUGCUUUAUAUAACUGACCGUCUUACGUGAAUUGUCAAUGAUGGCAAUCUGUGUGUUAUUUACAUGCCAAAGGAAAGCGGUUGUGAGUCACAUACUUUUAACUAACUUGGUUUAUAUUGGGAAACUGUGUCAAUUGUAAACUGUUCUUCCACGAAUUCCAGUUAGAGUUAUUUCUUAUUGAUCCAGUGUUAAUACAGGAGGAAACCUAUAAACUAUACUAACUUUAUUUAUGCUGGUAGCUUUUAUUCGUCCAGUUCUAUAAACUGUUCUUUGUAGAAAUCCAGUAAGGACCAUUCCUUAUUUGGUCAGUUUUACUACCGAGUACCCGAGAAAACCUGCGCUGUUUGGUAUAGUCAAAUCAUAGAUAGUGUGUUUAUCACCACGGAAACAGAAGUACUCUUCUCACACUGCAACUAAGGGAAAUUAAAAUCCAACAACUGCAUAUUACAGAAAGAAUGUUACAUGCAGCAAACACUAUGCCGCUAACACUGUAUACACUUUCCUGCAGGCUCCCUUCAAUCUACUCUCUCUAGCUUCUCAGGCUUGAUUAACCAACAUCACGUUUCUUAUUUCAGUCAAUUCAGCAUUUGGUUGGUAUUUAUACAUUGGACCAAGGCAACCGAACAACAAAGCUCGGUUGAUCUCACCAUCGACAACAAAAGCCAAAUCCUGUCUCCUCUUUUUUUACUACAUGUACGGCUAUUACGUAAACGAACUUCGGGUAUUUACUUUUAUUUAUCUAUUUAUUUAUUUUGAUUUAUAUAUUAACUUUCCCAAACAGUUCAUGUGCCAGUCUCAUGGCAUCAGGUGAUCUAGGUCAACAUACCUUAUUGAAGUGAAUUAGUGAAAGUGUGAAAUCUUUCGUUGUAAAGAUUUUGAAAUGAACAAACCUGACUAUACUAUAUUUUCUCGAUCUUUGUGGUGACGAGUACCGUGCAACCUAUUGUAGAACCUGAAAUAACAUUCAAAAAUUGGUCGAAAAAUGUCCAACCAAAGUGAAACUUGAUUGGAAACUUUAUGGUUCCGCCAUAAUUAGAAACUUUAUGGCUCCGGCAAUGGCUCCGCCAUUACUUUAUUUCAUUCUAACUCCUGACAUCCAUCAUCCUCGUACCCAGGGUCUUUUUGGAGAAGACCCUGGUAUUUUCUGGUCACGUGACUCUACCAAAAAUAAUUGCCCAAGGGGGAGUGGCAAAGUAUCAAAUUACAUGCUUCCACAGAAAACGUUAAAUUUCAAAUACCAGGAGUGGGUUUACGAUACAUAGUUCGAAGCGCCCGCUAACUUCUAUUUUAUACUUCUGUUUGCUUUUAAAUUACAAAAACACUGUAGCACUUAUCAACAGUCAAGUCAAGAAACAAAUAAGAUCGUCUAUUUUAAAGUUUGAAGUUGGGUAUUCACUCUCAAACAUAUUUUCAUAACAAACCGGUCACAUAUCAAACAAGUCACAUGCAUGAGUAUUUGUUUUGUAACAUACACGCACAGAAGAGUCUUUGACUUAUCUUUGAGUAGGCUAUUGUCGGACUAUUUUACCAUGGGUUUGAUAACAGGGAGCUAGGUAUACUUCGACAUAUCUCUUGAGCAUCAAGUUUCAGCGAAGUCAAUGUCAAUGUUGAAUGUUUCACAGCGCUUUUAAGACCCUUUUAAUAACAGUCUGAGUAGCGUUGUAACAGCCACAUCUCAGUGUAGAAAUAUAUUUUCUUGUAACGUUUGUGACGACGUGUGAUUUCUACGACCAGCCGUAUAGCAUAAUUUGUCUAUUGAAAUCUGAUCUAUCUUUUGCUCACCGACAUUUUACGCACAAUGACCGAGAGAAAAUAGCCUGGAUACGAGGUUGGGCAUCAAUUGGGUAAAUUACGGCAAUAUAUAAAUAUUACUUUAUGCCAAACACUAUACAGUAUAAUUUAAAUAACAGCUAAUUUGCUAUUUAUGUUCGGCCAAAUAUCCGGACAAUCUGGUAUUCGAUCGGAUAAAACUGUAAUUUUUUUCUAUGCUAUUUCAGGCUUUUCUAUCGUGAACUGAAGCACAUUCAUACACUGACAAAUAUAUAUGUAUAAUUUCAGGUCUACGUGAAAUCUGGGAGUAAUAUGUAUCCAGUUUGGAGUCUUUCUGGAGAGCAAGGUGACAAAUGGUAUCAAGCACAAGUGGCUGUGAACAAUCAAACGGCGUCAUAUCAGGUGAGCAUGCAUGUAGACCAGUGAGCAUUGAAUAUAACUGAAUCCAAAGAUAGUAGAUAUAGAUGGGCAAGGUCUUUGCUAGGAUUUUUGAUUUUGAGAGUGUUUUCAAAUUUUCAGGGUGUCAGGUACUUGCCAAUUAAGAAUGUAGCUACGUAGUUUUUUGUUCUUACCACAUAUGCCAUCAUACUGUGUAUCUAUAACUGAACAGACAACGGUUAAACGUAAUGUAUUUGUUAAAUAGUAAAUAUUAAUAAUUAAAAUUGUCAAUUGCCACAUAAUAUUGGUAUACAGCUAUUUCAAUUAAGGUUGUCCAAGAGCAAAGCGGAAAAGUCGAAUACGAGCGCGAAAGGCUGCUUGGAAUCGCAAACAAAUUAAUGAAUUUUCAAAGCGAUUCCCAGUGUCCACGAGCCGCCUAGGCGAGGGAUCACUUUUUGUUCUUACCACAUAUGACGUCAUACUGUCUAUCUAUAAUUGAACAGACAACGGGAAAAUGUAAUCUAUUUGUUUUAUAUGAUAAAAUUGAAAAUAUUCUCAAAAUAAACAGGUGAACAGAUCAUUUUAAUCCCCCCAAACAUUUGGAAGUUGAAAUUUUGCAAAUAUCUCCUGUUCAUGAUCUAUACAAAUAACGAAAUGCUAUUGGCUCGCUUAAGUAACGUGCUGAAUUCUGAUUUGCUAAGCUGAGAAAGGAAAAUAUAAAAAAUGUAAAACCAGGGAAAAACCAUUGUUUUACGAAAUAAAAACGUGUGAUAAAAAAUAAAUUGUUUUGUUCUGAGCGACUGUGGUGAUUGAAAAGAUUUAAACAUUCCUUAUGUUCUUUGUAUGUUGGCAUGGUGAUAAAAUAUAAUAGGUUUUGUUUGUGGAAACACCACGUAAAUUUAUUACUGCAAAGCUUUCGAUCCGUAAGCCCGGAUCUUCAUCAGUGCUAAUAAUAUGUGACUUGUUUAAUUCACACGCUCUUUUUAUAUACAAAAGUUACUGCUAAAUCUGCAAAAGAUAAAGCUACACUUUUCAACGCGUACUUCUCUUCCGUAUUUCGUUCACCUUCCACAGGUUCAAAAUCAGGUAUCUGUAAUCUGCUUCAACCAUUAGAAAUUGAGGAGCUUUCCAAUAUAACACUCAAUGCGGAAGAAGUUGCGCGAAGUUUGUACAAUCUUGACACAUCCAAAGCGUGUGGCCCCGAUGGCAUUCCAACUCGUCUUCUGCAAGAAUGCAGCAUCCAAAUUGCACCCAGCAUUUGUGAACUAUUCAAUCAUUCGCUGCACACCGGUCAGAUCCCUUCUGAAUGGAAAUCUGCCAAUGUUACGCCUAUCCACAAGAAAGAUCGUAAAGAACCAGCCGAAAAUUAUAGACCUAUUUCUUUGCUCCCCAUCCUUGGAAAAGUUCUAGAACGUGGCGUGUGUUUCAGACUUUACGAUCAUGUCAAACAUCUCAUCACCAAAUUUCAACAUGGUUUCCUCAGACAACGUUCAUGUGUCACUCAGCUCCUAUCUGUUCUUCAUACUAUCGGACAAUCUCUCGACAAGAACACCCAAACAGACAUCGUUUACCUAGAUUUUGCAAAGGCAUUUGACAUUGUUGACCACAAUAUUCUUCUCCACAAACUUAAACAGUAUGGCGUAUCAGGACAGUUGUAUGCAUGGUUCGAAGACUAUCUGAGCGGUCGUUGUCAACGAGUUGUGGUAGAUGGAGUUCCAUCUUCCUGGGCACCUGUAACAUCUGGUGUGCCACAAGGAAGUAUCCUAGGACCUGUUCUGUUUGCGAUCUUUAUAAACGAUCUUCCAAAUGUACUACCAGACGAGACCUCGGCAGCAUUGUAUGCAGAUGACACCAAAGUGUACAAAUCAAUUAAAUCGGAAGAUGACUGUCAAAUUCUGCAACACGCCUUGACCAGCCUUGAAUGUUGGAGUCAUGAUAACAACCUAGAUUUCAACCAGUCGAAAUGUAAGGUGCUGACCAUCACACGAAAAAAGACUCCCCUCGUGCAUGUCUACCACAUGAAUUCAAAGGAACUCUUGCGUGUGGAUAAAGAGAAAGACCUUGGUGUUUGCGUCAGUGCCAACUUCAAUUGGGAUGUUCACAUCCACACAAUCACUAGUAAGGCCAACAAGAUGCUCGGGCUGCUUAAACGAACUUGCCCUCUUUUGAGAGACAAAACAGUACGACGAACUCUGUAUCUCUCGCUUGUUAGAUCUCAGCUAUGUUACGCUAGUGAAGUCUGGUCUCCACACACUGUCAAACUCAAGUCUAGAGUCGAAAGCGUCCAAAGAAGAGCCACCGCGUGGAUACUACAAUCCAAGCAUGGCGAAAUGACAUACCAACAACGGCUAAUGAAUCUCAACCUGCUCCCCCUCUGCUAUGAAAGAGAGAUUUCUGAUCUG
This is a messenger RNA of Paramuricea clavata, 5416 nucleotides long. The record is from the annotation of a GenBank genome assembly. NCBI's taxonomy places the organism in Eukaryota, Metazoa, Cnidaria, Anthozoa, Malacalcyonacea, Plexauridae.